AGUCUAAUAUUCAUUCACCCACCACCACCAAGUCUUCCAUUGCUAUUUUCCGGAAAACUCUCCGGCCAACGUCUCCUUCUCUAUUUUCAGCACUCCUGAAAAAUCCCGCAUUUGUAUGGCAGUAAGUUUUCUGAAUCGGGAGGUAUCAGACCUGUGCCUUGGUAAGCCGGCAUUAAAGCCUAUUCCGGCAAAAGCCACCGUAUCGGAGGCGUUAACGGCGUUGAAAAAAUCCGGCGAGACCCAUGUAAGCGUUUGGAGCUGUGACCAUCCCAAGAAGGUUCUAGAAGAAGGUGACGCUGGGGCUGAUUCUGUGUGCCGCUGUGUAGGGAAGAUCUCUAUGGUAGAUGUGAUUUGCUUUCUUUCUAAAGAAGACAAUUUGGUUAAUCCUUCUAAGGCUCUUGAGACUCCUGUGGCUCAGAUUUUGCCUAAAGGGGAUUCCAUUGUUAGGCAUUUGGAUCCCAAUUCAAGCUUGCUGGAAGCAAUAGAUUACAUUCUUGAAGGCGCCCAGAACCUGGUUAUACCGAUUCAAAACUACAGGAGCACGCCUUCGAGGAAAAGGCUUUUGAGUAAAGCGUCCUCACUGCUUCCCACAAAUCAUAACGGAGUUGAAUACUGCUGGCUAACACAGGAAGACAUUGUCCGGUUCCUUCUCAACUCCAUUGGAGUCUUCUCUCCUAUGCCCACAUUCUCGAUCGAUUCACUCAACAUCAUAAAUCACGACAUCAUGACUGUUCGCUACCACGAUCCUGCAAUCUCUUCCUUGGAUGCCAUUACUCUCGCGCAUAUUGAGCAAAGUUCAGUUGCAGUUGUUGAUGAAGACAACCGGUUGAUUGGUGAAAUCUCCCCUUUCACUCUGGCCUAUUGUGAUGAAACUGUUGCAGCUGCAAUCGCGACUCUUUCAGCUGGUGAUCUUAUGGCAUACAUUGACUAUGGUGGUCCUGCAGAGGAUUUGGUCGAGUUGGUCAAGACGAGGCUUCAAGAUAAGAAACUCGAGGCAAUGGUGGAACUAAUAGAUGAAGAGUUUUCACUGUCUUCAUCAUCAUCUUCUGCUUCGAGUUGUUCAUCAGACGAUGAAUCAGGCUCGAGCAGAAAUACUGUGCUGGGACGAUUUUCUUCAGCUAGAAGGUCCGAGGCGAUUACUUGUUAUCCAUGGAGUUCGUUGGUGGCUGUAAUGAUUCAAGCUCUUGCACAUCGUGCUAAUUCCAUUUGGGUCAUGGAUGCGGAUAAUAAUUUGAUUGGAGUUGUAACAUUUAAAGGAAUUCUGGAAGUUUUCAGGAGUAUUGCUAAUGCGAGGCGUAAACCAGGAAGGGAGAAUACAUCAAAGCAAUAACAACAACAUAUUGCCAUAUCAGUUGUGUUAAAUUUCUUUUAAAUGGGACUAUGUUUUGCAUAAAUUUUGCUUUAAUGAACAGAAGGCUUAUUGGUGGUGAUUGAAAAUAUUUUGUUUGAACUGCUAUCAUUUGUCUCUUUUUUCCUUUUUGGGAAAAAUCUAUCAGUGUCAGUCUAUGAUAUUUUGCUCAUAUAAAAGAAAAAAUAUCUGAGUUUUGUGUGGA
Molecule: messenger RNA, 1553 nt
Organism: Nicotiana tabacum (common tobacco)
Lineage: Eukaryota; Viridiplantae; Streptophyta; Magnoliopsida; Solanales; Solanaceae
Source: RefSeq, a predicted model, not a curated record